AGCAUGUCAGUACUUUGCUCAAACCUGUAGUUACUAUUACCGAUGGCUGAAUAGGUCCAGCAGUCUUCACUUGGCUUCUUCUUUUGCUAUCAGAGCUGCCAUCUGCUUCUCGGGCUUCUUCCACUUACGGGGGACCAUGAGGAGGGUGUUCUUCUGCAGCUUCAUUCUUUGCUGGCUCCUGGAAGAGAGCCAUGGCAUCAUCAGGAGGUACUACAUUGGAGCAGUGGAGACAGACUGGGAUUACGCUGCUGGCAACCAGAAGGGGGUGCCCUCCUCUAGCACCAGUACUCGGUACAAGAAGGUCAUAUUUAUGGAAUAUGCAGAUUCGACGUUCACACAAGCAAAGCCCAAGCCUGCCUGGAUGGGUCUUUUGGGCCCCACCAUCCAAGCAGAAGUUCAUGACACAGUAGUUGUCACUUUUAAAAACCUGGCUUCCCACCCUUUCAGCAUUCAUGCUAUUGGCGUGUCCUACUGGAAAUCUUCAGAGGGGGCAGGUUAUGAUGAUCAGACCAGCUCAAUGGAGAAAGAAGAUGAUGCAGUAGGCUCCGGCCAGACCCACACUUACGUGUGGGAAAUCUUUGAAGCUGAUGGUCCGACCGACAGUGACCCCCAGUGUUUGACCUAUGCGUAUUCUUCCCGUGUCAACAGCAUUAAGGACACCAACUCUGGCCUCAUUGGGGCGCUGCUAGUUUGCCAGCCAGGGACCCUGACGAAUGAAGGAACCCAGAGCCGGUUGCAACAAUUUGUGCUGCUUUUCUCAGUCUUCGACGAAGGUAAAAGUUGGUACUCUGAAGCCAACAUCCUGAGAACUAACCGGACUCAGUUACACACUAUCAACGGAUACAUAAAUUCCUCCUUGCCUGAUCUAAAAGUAUGCCAGAAGAAACCAGUCUUCUGGCACGUCAUAGGCCUAGGUACCAGCCCAGAAGUCCACUCCAUUUUCUUUGAGAGCCACACUUUCUUGGUAAGGCAUCACCGACACGACACUCUGGAUAUCUCUCCAUUCACUCUCUUCACUGCAGAGACGAUGCCCAGCACCAAUGGCACGUUUCGAAUGUUCUGUCAGAUACCAUCUCACCAGCAAGCUGGCAUGGAGACUUAUGUCAAGGUGGAAUUCUGCCCAGAGGAGCUUGCGAAGAAGAUGCGGCUGGCAGAACAUGCUGCCCGUGAGGUUUAUGAUAGCUAUGAUGAUGAGGAAGAUACGGAAAGUGUCGUCAUCAGCAUGGACGUGGAGGAUUCUGCCCCCAGGAUCAAUAUCCGGAGCUUUGCCAAGCAGCGGCCUGUCACCUGGACGCAUUUCAUUGCAGCCGAGGAGAUCGAGUGGGACUAUGCCCCGGUCCAGCCCACGUACCUGAACAGCACUUACAGCAGGCAGCUCCUGGAACGAGGCCCACAGAGGAUCGGCUCCAGGUAUAAGAAAGUGAUGUAUGUGGAAUAUGAGGAUCAACAUUUCAAGAAGCGGAAGACGCCCCGAGAUCCUCAGAUGGGGAUUCUGGGGCCUGUCCUCAAGGGAGAAGUUGGAGAUGAACUUAAGAUCGUGUUCAAGAAUCUAGCCAGUCGGAUAUACAACAUUUACCCCCAUGGCCUCUCCAGUGUCUCUUCCUCCCAAAAAACCAAAUCUACAGAUAUGAAACGCUUGGCCAUUCAACCUGGCCAGCAGAUCGAGUACCGGUGGAAUAUAAUGCCUGAAGACGGCCCAACCAAAUCUGAUGCCCGCUGCCUAACUCGUUUCUAUUAUAGCUCCCUCAAGCCUGCGCGGGACUUAGCCUCUGGACUUAUUGGACCCCUGCUGAUCUGUUCCAAAGAAACCAUGGACCAACGGGGAAAUCAGAUAAUGUUAGAUGAAGCAAAAUUUGUGCUCUUUUCGGUCUUUGACGAAAACCGGAGCUGGUACUUGAAGAAGAAUAUCAAUGAGUUCUGUACUGAUGCCGCCAAUAUCAACCUGAAGGAUCCAGAGUUCUAUGCUUCCAACGUCAUGCACAGUAUUAAUGGCUACGUCUUUGAUAACCUCCAUCUGGAGCUUUGCUUGAAUAAAGUGGUAUAUUGGUAUGUGCUGAGCGUGGGGGCUCAAACAGAGUUCCUGUCUGUUUUCUUCUCUGGGAAUAUUUUUAAGUACAACACGGUCUUUGAGGAGACGCUCACGCUCUUUCCACACUCCGGGGAGACGGUCUUCAUGGUCAUGGAGAAUCCAGGUGUCUGGAUGUUGGGAUGCCUGAACCCUGAAUUUAGAAAAAGAGGAAUGAGAGCAAAAUUCACCAUUUCCAAGUGCAUCGAGGAGAUGGAUAUUCAUGGAGACUAUUACAAUGAGUACGAUGCGACAGACGAUUACAACACAGUUGAAUACAAUGAACUGCAGCCCAGAGGCUUCUCCAAGAAAAAAAGGCGACCCAAACCGUGCAUAAAGAAGCAUCAAGACAACAACACCACCUUCUCUUUGGAAAAUGAAACGCAGGAGACCAACCACAACUGGCCUCCAUGUGAACCCUCCCAACUUCUCAUGUUGCACAGCAGAGAGAAUUCUACCAGACCCAUAUUGACUCCAGAAGAACCCCUGUCCUUAGAUAACAUUUAUUCACCUCCUCCCCAAGAUCCCCUCUUUAAGGCUUUGCCCAGUGAUGCCCUUCCAACAGAAGGACUGUCAGCCCUGCAACGUUUCCAAGGUGCUUCUCUUUCAGGAACCUCAUUUGUCCAUGAAAAGGCACACCAUAAUGAGAGUUCAAUAGAGACCGUGGCUAAUCUGGAUGCUGAGCCUGCUGUCCUCAAAAUGUCUAAGCCAACGCAAGAAGUUGGAAUAGAUCGAGCAAAGCCAGCACCACAGGAAGAAGCAAAGGACAUCAGUCCACUGGAAAAGAUGGAGCAGUUACUUGAACCCCACAUUACAACUGCUCAACCAAAGAUGCAGGUUGAUGGGACAGGCUUUGCAGAACAGCUGAACCUAAAUAGAGAAAAAUUCCCUCUUAAAACUGACUAUAGUUUAUCCGGUCUACAUACAGUGGAUCUGGAUUCCAGAUUUCCUGAAAAGGCAUCGUUAUACACCACUCAGAAAUGGAAUAUGACAACAUUGACACCAGAAGGUGUAGCUGUGUCAGAAAUGAGGCCGUAUGUGGAUGGAAGCACUUCUCUGAACAGGAGUGCAACUUCGGCACCAUUAGAAGAUUCAAUGCGCAAGCCAAUUAUUCAUGAUGAGUUACUGGAGAUGCAAAGCACCAAAUUAUCCACAUUAAAAGCUAGCCCUGGGGCUGAAGACCUUGCAUUGCCAAGAUACAAGGCAACCUCUCAUUACUCAUCCCAUAAGGCCACUCUUCAAGAAAAUGUACCGUCUAUAAGCAGAGAAGGAUUGCAGACAGAAAAUACAGCCACUGCAUCACAAGGAGAGAAAUCCACAAUUAUGGGAAAUCAAAAGACUUCUGAAGACUUCCUUGUCAACCGUGUUGCUCACACGGUCUCCCAUAACCAAGACAGUAGCUCAAGGCCUCCAGGAAAGAGUUUUCAGAGUCACAAGACAGUUGAGCAACUCAGACAGGACCCAGUCACUAGAAGCCCAGCUGUUUUAAAUGAAUAUAGUUCCUUGUUUGCACAGAAUGAUGUGGCAAAUAGUUUGUCGGACAAUCCAAGAGUUUCAAAUAAGGCUGUAUAUACUAGUGAUGUUCUGGACAGUAAUGAUAUUUUACCUAUGUAUCCCGUCCAUACCGCCCAAGAAACUGACAGCUUAAUAGUCAAAGGAAGUUUUCCAGAAGGCAAGGAGCUGCCAGGGAGAGGGAAUGGAGUUUUGGCCAGAUUUGAUAUCCCACACAACAGGAGGAAUAUUCCAAAUUCCUAUGGAGUGCUAAAUAUAUACGGGGAACAAAAUGUUGUACAAGACAGGUCGAUAAAAGAUACUACGGAAGUUAACUUAUCAGAAAAUAAUGAAGUUUUUCAUUAUAGGGGUUUGCCUCCAUCCCAGGGAGUUAAUUCAGGAAAUGAUACUGGCUCUCAAGAGCAUGUAAAGCUAGAGAAGGAAUCCAACUUGGAAAAGAGGUCCCUGAAAUUGCGUCGAGCCACAUCAGAAGAGGGGCAUGGUGUAACAGCAGGGGGGGCAAAAGAAAUGGGCAAAAUGGAAGGGCGGGCUCAAGCUUUGCUCAGUGGUUCUUUGUUCAAGCUAAGCAAGGUCUCUGUGCCAAAGACUCCUUCGAGAGAUGAGACUGCAGGAAAUCUUGGAGCAACCAGCCCCGGCGAAGCUUCACCACCACCAACAUCAUCUUCUCUUUUAUCAAGCUCAGUCUGGUACAGCCUAGCUCCGCAUUCCUUGAGCAGCCCUGAUUCUCAAGCAGAAAGGGUCCCUCAGAGUGGAAGCGCUCAGAGGCGAGGCAGCACAUCUCAGGAAAUGGAGGAUGUAGGGAACACUAUCACUACUCCUGGUUAUUCCAAAACGAAUACAAGCUUUGGGGACAAUGAUACAGAAACCGAAGUAGUACUUCCUCCAACUACUUUUGUGGGAGGACAGAUCACAAAAGUCGACUCUAUCCCAGAGGAGACUGCCAGCCAGAUGAAUGAGGCUGGGGUUCCUGAAACACCAGAAGCUCCAUCUAUGAGGCACGCUGACCCAGAAACCCAUUUGCAGUUGCAGCUGAAGGAAUCAGAGAUGGAGGCCAACCAGGCCUCGGCAGAAAACUCUCUGUCCCCUCACAAUAACCUGACCAUCAAUCGGACCCUUCAAGGAAAGCAGCAGCAGCAGGCUGAGGCGUCUGAUAGUGAAGGCGACUUUGCUCCCUCAGAUAGUCAAAUGCAAACAUUUAAGUGGAAGGAAAAGGAGGAAGCAGCGAGAACCCCAAUGCAGAAAUUCCUCAGAGGUGAAAGCAGGGUCCCAGGCCUCAUUCAUGUGGAGGCCUCUACGAAACCCUCUAGCUUUAACAAAUCAGAGGCCACAGAAUCCUUGAGGCUUCCUGAGUAUGAUGACUACAGCGUGGCUGAGGAGAAACAGGAAUUUGAUAUCUACGAGGAAGUUGAUCAGGAUCCACGUACUUUUGCUGGGAAAGUACGACAAUAUUACAUUGCUGCUGAGGAGGUGAUGUGGGAUUAUGGGAGCCAGAUCUCUUCUCCGUAUUUAAAAGACAAGAAUCCAAAGAACAGCUCAAAGCCUUUCAGGCAGUACAAGAAAGUGGUUUUCCGAGAGUAUCUUGACAGCUUUUUCACUCAGCCGCUGGUCCGUGGAGAGUUGGAUGAGCACUUGGGCAUCUUGGGACCGUACAUCCGGGCUCAGGCUGAUGAUGUUAUCAUGGUGACUUUUAAAAAUUUAGCAUCCCGGCCUUACAACUUCCAUUCCAACCUGCUGCCAUACAAUGGAAAAAGAGAUGAAGAGGAACAGCUCCGCCCGGCAGAAGUGCAGCCCAACCAACUCCAGAAGUACACUUUGAAAGUGCAGCGGCAAAUGGCUCCUACAGAUGAUGAGUUCGACUGCAAAGCCUGGUUGUAUUUCUCCAGCAUUAGCCUGGAGAAAGACCUGCACUCGGGUCUUAUCGGGCCUCUGAUUAUUUGCAAGCCCGGAGUACUGAGCACUGCACAUGGAAGGCAGCUGAACAUCCAGGAAUUCUCUCUACUCUUCACCAUCUUUGAUGAGACAAAGAGCUGGUAUUUUGCAGAGAACCUCGAGAGGAGUUGUCCACCCCCCUGCCACAUCCAGAUGGACGACCCUGCUUUUAAAAUAAGCAAUUCUUUCUAUGCUAUCAAUGGCUAUGUGAGAGAUACUCUGCCAGGGCUGGUGAUGGGUCAGCACCAGAGGGUCCGGUGGCAUCUAAUGAAUGUGGGCGGGGUUGAGGACAUCCACUCAGUCCACUUCCAGGGGCAGGUCUUCACCGUCAGAAUGGACAAGGAGUACCGCCAAGGAGUCUACAACCUCUAUCCUGGUGCUUUCGCAACUGUGGAAAUGCGCCCGUCCCACACUGGGAUUUGGCGGGUAGAAUGUGAGGUUGGAGAACAUGAGCAGGCUGGGAUGAGCGCCCUCUUCCUGGUCUAUGACCAGAGGUGUCAAAUUCCUCUGGGCCUAGCAUCUGGGACCAUUGCUGACUCUCAGAUCACAGCCUCAGAUCACUACGGUCUCUGGGUCCCCAGUCUGGCCAGGCUGGAUAAAUCAGGGUCAAUCAAUGCCUGGAGCACUGACCGGGGCAAUUCCUGGAUCCAGGUGGACCUCCUACAGCCAAAGAUCCUCCAUGGGAUAAAGACGCAAGGAGCCCGGCAAAAGCUCUCUACCCUCUACGUCUCUCAGUUUGUCAUCUUCCACAGCCUAGAUGGACAGAAAUGGAGAAUAUACAAGGGCAAUUCCACCAACUCCAAAAUGGUAUUCUUUGGGAAUGUGGAUGCAGCAAGUGUGAAACACAACCUCUUCGACCCACCCAUCGUAGCCCGCUAUGUCCGCCUCCACCCAACGCACUACAGCAUCCGUGUUAUGUUGCGCAUGGAGCUCAUCGGAUGUGACCUGAACAGUUGCUCCAUGCCACUGGGAAUGGAAAGCAAAGCUAUCUUCAACCAGCAGAUCUCUGCAUCCUCCUACAUCGAUAACGUGGUUUCUUCUUGGCCUCCUUUUCUGGCUCGACUUAACAUGCAGGGGAGAAAUAAUGCCUGGAGGCCUAAGACAAAUAGCCCAGAGGAAUGGCUUCAGGUGAACUUCCAGAAGACCGUGCGAGUGACUGGAAUUGUGACUCAAGGUGCAAAGAGCGCCUUCACCUACAUGUAUGUGAGGGAAUUUUCUCUCUCAAGCAGCCGGGAUGGCAAGAACUGGACUCCUGUUCUUCAAGGCGGGAAGGAGAAGAUUUUCCAAGGAAAUCAAGAUUACUUCAGCCCAGUAGUGAAUCUCCUGGAUCCCCCGCUCUUUGCUAAGUAUUUAAGAAUACACCCACUCCGCUGGAAUAAGCACAUUGCACUGAGGACAGAAUUUUGGGGCUGUGACACUCAGCAAAUGGUUUAGCAAGGAUGAACCUGCCUUUGCCUUGAUGGUGAAGUUCCCCAAGACUGGGAAUGCCCCCAAGUGGGGCUAAAUGCAACAUUUGUAAAUUGCUGACAUUCAAACAAAACGUGUAAAUUUUUGAUAACUGUGUUUGUAACUUCAGAGAAAUAAAAUUACCAAGAAAUACUACGACAACACACUUGCCAGACAUUCUUAUAGCCUGGAUUUUCUUACGACCACAGUUCUGUGCCGUCUAAUGAUACUGUAUCUUUCCUUGAGUGAUUCCACACACGCUGGAUAAUGCACUUCCAAUCCUCUUUAUAGAUCAUUUGGAACGGAUUUUUUUGUGUGCGGAACAAAAAAUCCACCUCAAACGACUGAUAAAGUGAAUUGAAAGUGCAUUAUCCAACGAGUGCGGAAUCAGCCCUUAUCUUUCUUCCUUGCUCUCUGAUUUUUCUGCUGCACUCUUAAUCUUAUUUAGUUGGUAGUCCCUAAGAAUUCAAUGGGGCUUCCAUUUGGAGAAUACAUGUGUCAAAUUAAGUUGUAGGGCAGAAGACAUGUCAUCAAUCCAAAGGGUCAGAGUUGAUAAACAAGGAGAAAUCUCUUGAACUGUAAUGUGUGAACGGAAUGGCCAAGAAAAAAACUCUUCCCUCUUCCUCUCGGUGACCUUGUAACA
This is a messenger RNA of Eublepharis macularius, 7595 nucleotides long. RefSeq names its product coagulation factor VIII (gene F8). Lineage: Eukaryota; Metazoa; Chordata; Lepidosauria; Squamata; Eublepharidae. The coding region runs from base 137 to 6940 and encodes 2267 amino acids. Gene Ontology annotation, molecular function: copper ion binding; oxidoreductase activity. The record is from RefSeq and is a predicted model, not a curated record. The transcript has 26 exons.